AUGCAUUCACUGAAGGUCUCCGCACUACUAGUGGCGCUGGUGAUUGCACUCAGCCGUUGGUCCUACAGCAGUUCGCCGGGCUACGUGGCGAAUCCGGAUGAGUAUGACGAUAACAACUGGUACACAUGCGACUACCUGUUGGAAGUUGUCGAAGAAGAUGGAGAGGAUGAAUUUGACGAUGGUGUAGUUGUUGCAUGUGAAUAUGUAGUUAGUGACUAUAACGACGCUAUGCGUGGUGGCAACAUGAGUGGCCUUCCUGUUGAACUCAGGCAGCGAUACUACAUAUAA
Molecule: messenger RNA, 288 nt
Organism: Dicrocoelium dendriticum
Lineage: Eukaryota; Metazoa; Platyhelminthes; Trematoda; Plagiorchiida; Dicrocoeliidae
Source: the annotation of a GenBank genome assembly